UUCAGGUUGAUUAUAGUUUAUGUUAUGACUUUAUGGCAACAUCUGUAUUCUCUUUUAGCAUUGUGAUUUGUGAUGUCGUCGUCAAGUAACGAAUUUCGUCUUAUUUUCUAAGAUUAAUCAAGAUUUUCCGGAAUUCUGCUAGUGUACGUGAUUACUUUUGAUCUAUCUUAUGUGUCGAAUAGUGACUUAUUGUGAAAUUUGUUUUGUGUUGGACUGUAACUGAAAUAGGACUUUGUGAUAAGUUUCUGAUUUUAGCCUCCCGUAAAGGGCAAAAAUUGGCAAAAUGAUGACAGAAAGUAGAAUUAGCUCGAGUAAUCAUGUAGGCAAUAGCAUGAAUAAUCAGAAAGGAGAACUUGAUAAAACACUAGAAGACAUUGGAUGGAAAUCAAAAUUAAAAGUACCCCCUAAAGACAGAAGAAUAAAGACAAGUGAUGUUACUGACACAAGAGGAAAUGAAUUUGAAGAGUUUUGCCUUAAAAGGGAAAUCCUCAUGGGUAUUUUUGAAAAAGGUUGGGAGAAGCCAUCUCCCAUACAAGAGGCUUCAAUACCUAUUGCUUUAAGUGGAAAGGAUGUCCUUGCAAGAGCUAAAAAUGGCACAGGCAAAACAGGCGCUUAUUGUAUUCCAGUCUUGGAACAGAUUGAUCCAAAGAAAGAUUGUAUUCAAGCAUUAGUCGUUGUACCAACUAGGGAGUUAGCUUUACAGACAUCACAAAUUUGUAUUGAGUUGGCUAAACAUACAGACAUUCGUGUGAUGGUAACAACAGGAGGCACAAACUUGAGGGAUGACAUAAUGCGUAUAUAUCAAAAUGUUCAAGUGAUAAUUGCCACACCAGGCCGGAUGAUUGAUCUCAUGGAUAAACAGGUAGCAAAGAUGGAACAUUGCAGGAUCCUGGUACUAGAUGAAGCUGACAAGCUUCUAUCCCAAGACUUCAAAGGCAUGUUGGAUAUGGUCAUCAACCGGUUACCUAAAGAACGCCAGAUCUUGCUUUUCUCAGCAACUUUCCCAUUAAGUGUAAAGCAGUUUAUGGAGAAGCAUCUCCGAGAACCAUAUGAAAUUAACCUGAUGGAAGAGUUGACUCUCAAGGGAGUUACACAAUACUAUGCUUUUGUGCAAGAGAGACAAAAAGUACAUUGUUUAAACACACUAUUUUCUAAGCUGCAAAUUAACCAGUCAAUAAUCUUCUGCAAUUCAACGCAACGAGUGGAACUGUUGGCAAAAAAAAUAACAGAACUGGGAUAUUGCUGUUACUACAUUCAUGCAAGAAUGGCUCAAGCGCACCGUAACAGAGUGUUCCAUGAUUUUCGUGCAGGGCUGUGCCGUAACUUAGUGUGCUCUGAUUUAUUCACUAGAGGUAUUGAUGUGCAAGCCGUCAAUGUCGUCAUCAACUUUGACUUCCCGCGCAUGGCAGAGACAUACCUGCAUCGCAUUGGACGCUCAGGUCGCUUUGGUCACCUUGGUAUCGCUAUAAAUCUAAUCACUUAUGAAGACCGUUUUGCUCUUCAUCGCAUCGAACAAGAAUUGGGAACAGAGAUCAAACCCAUCCCAAAGGUGAUCGACCCGGCGCUGUAUGUGGCGCGUCCGGAGGAUGACAAUGGCGACAAGUAACGCCAUGCCGAAUAAACAGUGUGAAAUCCUUUAGUUAUCUGGACUCUGACUGGUGAAAGGAAUUUAAAAAACUUGAUUAAUUUGUGAAAAGUGUAAUGAAUUUGUAUCAAAAUGUGUGUGUAUAUAGUUUAUCAUGAAAUAAGACUUAAACCUAAGAAGGUUUUUUAAAAGUGUACAUAAACAUCUGGACUCAAUGGCAUCUUGACGCUCUAUGUCCAUAUUGGAUUAAGUGCGUGGUUUCCUAUAUGAUUGUUAAAACAUAAAAUAUUUAUCUGAACACUUGUGCGUGAGAGAGUCUAUCUAGAUUUGUAUGUGGUUUUUUGAAAUAAAUUUUGGUAGACUUUCAACUAUCACAACUUCCCUACCCAUGUAGAAAUCACAUUUGAGCUAGCACUGGUUUUAUUUCAUAAUACAAAUAGUACUGGCUAUGUGGGUAGGCAAAGACUAGCUCAAAUUAACCAAAGUUUUGUAUCAUAUCAUAUUUUGUAAUUGUCUGUGUCACAAGCAUUGCUUUCUGUCCACUUGGAACAAUGCUUAUAAAUACAAGCCGUCAUUUAAAAUCAGAUUAUGACAAGUGAAACAAUUUCUGCAAAAUGAUGCUCAACAUUGUUAAGUUAUAUCAAACGAGUAUUUAAUAAGUAUCUUGAUCAUAAUCUGAUAUCAUGUUUGUGUUGAGUUUAAUAUAAAGUGGUAAUGUCACAAUUUCCAGCAAGUAGGCCACAGGGCAUGUACUAUGCUAUUAAUUAAUACAAAUUGUCCAACUUGGAUAAUGUGACAUAUAACGAGGUGGAGGAAUGGUUUCAUAAUGUUUCGGCUUGCAUUAUGGCCAUUGCUCUGUCUGAGGGGUUAAUAUAGAGGGCAAUUGUGUUCAAUUUGUUAAACAUUGUUCUCUGGGGAAUUAAAUUUUGGAUGUCAGGUGAAGAGUUAAAUAAUUUGGUCUAACUCAGACUAUUGUCACUUGUUCAAUAUUGCCUUUUAAAAAAAAUUUAAGUUAUUUUAAGUUUGGAACACUUAUUGUAUGUUUGUCUAUAUUGAUUGAUAUGUAACAAUAACUAGUGCAAUUCCCUGAGUCACUGAGUGGCUCCAUAUCUGUGAUACAAUGCAGUGUGUGAAAUAGUCUGGUUGGGAGUAUUGGUAAAGUUGUAUUGUCUUCCUUUGGUCUGUGUGAGUGGUUGUUAUCUAAAUUAACUUGCAAUUGUUUGUACUUAACAAUACAGUGAUAUCUUAGUGGUACAAAAUGUUAUACUUCGAAAUUGAAUACUAUAUAUUUUAAUAGAUCCAGACAAUGGGGGAAAUGAGCAUAUCCAAGAAAUAUUUUUAUAUGUUAAGUUAAAUUAUGCUCUUAAAAGUAUACAGAGAAUAAUUAUAUUAAUUGUCAAAGCCAGAGUGAACUAGUUAAAUACUUCCAACAUUUCAGUUGGUAAGGUUCAUAAGUGUUCUAUAUUUGAUUCUGCAAUAAAAAACCAGUGAUCAAUUUUUUCUGAAAUUAUAUUACUUUUAUGAGGCGAAUGAUAAGUCACAGCUGAAAUGUGAUUCAAACUAAUUUUUAAAGUAUUGUAUAUGCAUAAUUUGUUAUUUUUGUGGGAAAAAAUCGUAUUUAAAGUGGGCCAAAUAAAAAACUCUUCACAAA
Molecule: messenger RNA, 3236 nt
Organism: Leptidea sinapis
Lineage: Eukaryota; Metazoa; Arthropoda; Insecta; Lepidoptera; Pieridae
Gene: me31B
Product: ATP-dependent RNA helicase me31b
Exons: 8
Coding region: 284-1606 (440 amino acids)
Biological process (GO): P-body assembly; cytoplasmic stress granule assembly
Cellular component (GO): cytoplasmic stress granule; P-body
Molecular function (GO): mRNA binding; ATP binding; RNA helicase activity
Source: RefSeq, a predicted model, not a curated record